UCUUUGACAAGUACCCUUCAUAAGGAGGCCUCUACAUCUAUUUUUGCUAUUUCAGACAUUUCUUCUUGUGAUUGGUGUGGUGGGCGUGAUGGUGGCUGCGAUUCCUUGGAUUGCUAUACCUGUGAUUCUGCUUGGCAUCAUUUUCUUUGUUCUCCAGUGGUAUUUCUUAAGGACGUCACGAGAUGUGAAACGCCUGGAAUGUACAACACGGAGCCCAGUGUUUUCCCACUUAGCAUCUUCUCUGCGGGGACUCUGGACCAUCCGGGCGUACAAAGCUGAACAGAGGUUUCAGGAGCUGUUCGAUGCAUAUCAGGAUUUGCACUCAGCUUUGGAUCUCGGGCAGGUUGGCCUGGUGCUGUCUCUCACCGUCACACUCACGGGGAUGUUCCAGUGGUGCGUCAGGCAAAGUGCUGAAGUGGAGAAUAUGAUGAUUUCAGUAGAAAGAGUGAUUGAAUAUACAGACCUUGAGAAAGAAGCGCCCUGGGAAUAUGAGUAUCGUCCACCACCAUCCUGGCCCCAUGUAGGAUGGAUUUACUUUUCUGAUAUUAACUUCAGGUACAGCUUGGAUGGGCCUCUGGUAUUGAAGAACGUGUACACGGUCAUUGACCCAAGAGCAAAGCUUGAGGCCCUUGGCCUGGACCAGGGCAGAGUCUUGAAGAAGAGAAUAAACCAGAGCAGACAAGUUGGUAGGAAGCUCCUCUUCACCUCCCUCGGCAGCCAGAACGUCUCCUGA
Messenger RNA from Odocoileus virginianus texanus, 733 nucleotides. NCBI's taxonomy places the organism in Eukaryota, Metazoa, Chordata, Mammalia, Artiodactyla, Cervidae. The record is from RefSeq and is a predicted model, not a curated record.